CCAGCCUGUCAGUUAGCGCGCCGGUUGACACCGGACUGAUUGAACGUGACACAAUCAGAUUGCUCUCCGCGAAACUAACCGUUUGGCGGAUAUCAAGUUUUCUUCAGUUCAAACAUUAUCUGUGUCGCAAACACUGUGAUUUCGGUACAUUUUUAUUUUGUUUGAGGAACUUGGUUGUUUUGCCUGUUACAAUUUUUCUGGUUAUGAUGCGUUUUGUGUUUUCCUUGUUCCCGCUGGUGAAGCAGCCACGAGUUCAAAGGAGGGAAGAUUUGUGCCUCAGCCUUUUCUAACCGGUGACGACUGAAACGAAGUGCGAUCAAACGACUCCAGCUGUGCCCAUUGACGAAGUCCUCUGCGCCGCGACACGCAGCGGCUCGAGCUCCAGCAGGAUUUAGCGCUCAAGCCAGCCUCCUCGACGCACUGGUCUGCGCCCCGAAAACGAAGUUGUGUCCAGCGCACCGACCUUAGCCGAUUUCCGCCCGUCGUUGAUCCGACGCAGCCCAACCCUGGAUUCAAUACUUUUAAUCAAUGGACAGAGCCUCCUCAACGGCCAGCAGAGGUACAGACACGCCAUAAGCAGCCCUUACCCUCUGUCAUUAGCUCCUCCUGGUGGUUGGAGGGGGAUGGAGCGCGGUGGUGGGGAGAGCCCCCGUAUGCAGGACAGUCCUGAGCGGGAGCGACGGGGGGGCAGCCCGGACCUCAGCGGACCACCGCCAGGGAAGAUGGGGCGUCUGGAGCGCAACGGGAGCCCCACUGGGCCAUGUCUCCUACACCACAACGGCAACCCACACGGACCCCUGGGAGGUCUGAUGAUCCCAGUAUUCUGUGUGGUAGAGCAGGCAGGGCCGGACGGAGGGAUGCAGCGUGAGGAGGUGGAGAGGAGCGAGGGCCACAGGGAGGAGCAUGCUGAGUUUGUCCUGGUCAGGAAAGACAUCCUCUUCAACCAGCUGGUGGAGACGGCCCUGCAGGCCCUGGGGUACUCCCACAGCUCUGCUGCUCAGGCCCAGGGCAUCAUCAGGGUGGGCCAUUGGAACCCUCUGCCCAUCCACUUCCUAACAGACGCCCCUGAAGCCACAGUGGCUGACAUGCUGUUGGACGUCUAUCACAUGGUCACUCUCCACAUACAGCUACAGAGCUUUGCCAAGCUGGAGGAUCUUCCGUCAGAGCAGUGGAACCACGCCACGGUGAGGAACGCUCUUAAGGAGCUUCUCAAGGAGAUGAACCAAAGCACACUGGCUAAGGAGUGCCCACUGUCACAGAGUAUGAUUUCCUCGAUAGUAAACAGCUCCUACUAUGCCAAUGUCUCCACUGCCAAAUGCCAGGAGUUUGGACGCUGGUACAAGAAGUAUAAGAAAAUCAAAGGAGACUAUCAGGAGAAGAUGUGGCCAGGAAGAGAACAUUCUGAAAUCAAAGUGGAGAGAGACAGCCUGGCAGACUUCUAUGUCCUGGGCCAGCGUCCCCCUCCCCACCUGGCCAGCCUGAUCCAGCUCAGCCACCUCAGAGGGGGUGGAGGUGCUCUCCUCAAGGGUGGCUCCGUGGACCCCCAAAACCCCUCCCAACCCUCCCAACAACAACAACAAUCCCAACAACAACACCCCCCCUCGCCCCAUGGCCAGCACCACAACAGCCCCCCUCUACGUGGCCAGGUCCCCCCUCCCGGCCCUCCAACCUCCCUCCAACCUCUCCUCGGCCCAGGCGGGCUUCUCUCCCCCCAGCUCAGCCCUCAGCUGGUUCGACAGCAGCUAGCCAUGGCUCACCUCAUCAACCAGCAGCUAGCUGUUAGCCGCCUGCUAGCCCACCAGCAUCCACAGGCCCUCAACCAGCAUUUCCUCAACCACCCUCCUAUCCCUCGCCCCCCCAAAGCAGGGGCCCCUGGGGACCCUGGGAGCAACCCGUCUGCUGCGGAGGUCUCCAUUGAUAUCUACCAGCACGUCAGGGAUGAACUGAAGAGGGCCAGCGUCUCACAGGCUGUGUUCGCCCGCGUGGCCUUCAACAGAACACAGGGCCUGCUGUCGGAGAUUCUGCGGAAGGAGGAGGACCCUCGCUCUGCCUCUCAGUCCCUGCUGGUCAACCUCAAAGCCAUGCAGAACUUCCUCAUCCUCCCUGAGGGGGAGAGAGACCGUAUUUACCAGGAGGAGCGUGAGCGCAGCAUCAACCCCUCUGUCGGCCUGCCCCCUACCCCUACCUCCAGCCCCGGGGGCCCCCGCCUCUCUCAGGAUCUAUUUAGACCCACCAUCACUAACCAUGUCCCAUACCACCUCAUGCAGAAGGUGUGGGAGAGAGGUCUGGAGGAACAGCUCACUCCUGACGCCUGGGCUGCUAUCUGGAAAAACAAGACCAAAGUCUCCUCUGUGCCCAAGCCACCAGGCCCCAACCCAGACCUGCCCCUGAAGCUGGAGUCUCUGGUCAACAUCACGUCAGGUAUCUAUGAUGAGAUCCAGCAGGAGAUGAAGAGGGCCAAGGUGUCUCAGGCGCUGUUCGCCAAGGUGGCUGCCAACAAGAGCCAGGGCUGGCUGUGUGAGUUGCUGCGGUGGAAGGAGAACCCUAGCCCAGAGAACCGUACUCUGUGGGAGAACCUGUGUACCAUCCGGAGGUUCCUGACCCUGUCCCAGACAGAGAGGGACAUGGUGUAUGAAGAGGAGUCAAGGCACCACCACAGUGAGAGAGUCCACACUGUACUACACCUCCCCCAAGACCCACAGUUGUACUGUUUUUCUCACCAGGCGCUGCACAGGCAACUCCCACAGCCCCUGAAGCACCACUCCCCCAUGCGCGAGGACCCCGUGCCCGCCCAGGGUAACGAGGAAGGGUCACAGAACAUUGAAAGAGGUGGUGGUGGGGGUGGCUGCACGGGCGGCCCAGGAGUCGGUGGUUCCAUGGUCGUUAAGAAGCCUCGGUCGCGCACUAAGAUCUCUCUAGAAGCCCUGGGCAUCCUGCAGAGCUUCAUCCAAGACGUUGGUCUGUACCCCGACCAGGAAGCCAUCCAUACCCUGUCAGCCCAGCUGGACCUGCCCAAACACACCAUCAUCAAGUUCUUCCAGAACCAGCGCUACCAUGUCAAGCACCACGGCCGGCUGAAGGAGCUGGGGGAGGGGGCUGGCGGCGUGGACGUCAGCGAAUACAGAGACGAGGAGCUCCUCUCCAGCUCAGAAGACCCUGAGUCCAGUGAGGAUGGUCACGAGGAGAUGUACCCCACUACUGAGAGGGAAGGAGGGGAGAGAGAGAGCAACGCAGCAGGGUCAGCCUCUUCCCUGGCCCCAGCCCCAGGCCAGUCUUCAGUGACCAGUAUGGGAGCCAUGGAGGAGAGCAAGGACAAGGGGCAUUCUCAUGGUCAGGGUGGGGGCCGAGCCAGCUCCCUGCCCCCUAGUAGCUCCUCAUCCAGUCCCAGAGAACAGGCUGACUUCCAGAGAUAGAGACCCAGAGACUAGAUGAGACACUGGAAGAGAUGGGCGGAGACAUGAGAGACAGAGAGAGAGAGAGAGAGAGAGACAGAGAGAGAGAGAGAGAGAGAGAGAGACGAGGGGAAGGGAAGGGAAGGGAAGGGAAUGGGAACAAAACACUGGGAGAGGGGAAGAGAGGCAUCGAUGAGACAAUGAGAGACUCACUGACACACACACACACACACACACACACACACACACACACACACAAAUAUAAACAGACAGAAGCGAUCCUAAGGAGGGCUCGUCAAAGAGGGAUUUCAGUGAAAAUACAAUGUGUUACCUCAGCAACAGGGAUAUGCCAUGAAAGAGCAGCCAUGUGGAACAGUUAGAAUAGUAUGUUCACUGAACCAAUAGACAGAGAGAAAACCAAACACACACAUCUCACCCCUGUCCACAAGAGGAACUCGCCACAUCAACAUCACUCUUGAAUUGAGCCAAUCCCAAAAUUCAGCUUUACCCAAGAGGGCCGGCUCUCAUCUGCUCUGUCCAAUGACUACUCUCCCUAAUGUCUCAACCACACCCACAUGCUGAGCACUUGUCCUGAUUUCAAUGUUGGGUCUUGAGUCAGGCCCCUAACUGAUGCUCAUAGACUGAAUACUGGGGGCCUGCUCAGACCUCCUUCCUCCUAUGGUCCCUCAGCUCCAGAUCUACAGCACAUAACUGGCUGCUGUAGCUGUCCUCCAACUCCUUCCCCUCUCCGCCCCACUAGUCAUUCUAGUCUUGUACACCCAGUGGUGUACAAGGACACUCAGGAUAACAGUUACUCUGGUCUGUCCUCUGUUCCCCCUGCAUACCCAACCUCUCCCUAUGUGGAGAGAAACAGGGAGGGACACAACAGAAUGGAGGUCCAGCAAUCAAUCAAUCAGCCACUUUAUGUGCGCUAGCCCACCCCUUCACUCUUCCUCUCUCUUUCCCCCCAUCCCUCGUUCCCUUCCUCAUUCUCUCUCUCUAUAAUUGGUGCCCACAGUGUCCCCCUCCACCACACCUACCCACAUGUAACUUCUCCACCAUAUUUAUUGCUAUCUUUAUCCAUGAUUAUCAUUAUCAUUAUUGUUAUUGUUGUUAUUGUUGUUAUUGUUGUCAUAGCUGUUUAUUUUUUACUUCUAUUUUCAUGCUUGUAAUAUUGGCUUUUGGUGGUUGUUUUGGUAACGAGAGACGUUUUUUGAGACAUGAGAAACACACACUGCUGAACAAGAGUGGAAGAGAAACCAGAAAAGAAGCAGUUACUGUAACAUUUAUCAAAGUAGAAAUCCAUGUUGUGUCUAAGCAACUCACGCGUUUUUCCAAAGGGAGACCGGCUGAAACUGGAAUCCAAAGAGUAAAGGAAACACAAUGAAUGAACUGAGGUUUUGUUACAGAUGUUACCAAUCUGACAUGUUUGGGGCCGUUGGGCAACACGGCAGGCUUGACCUCUGUGUGUUAUGUACAAGUGUGUCUACAGUUCAGUACAAAUCCUUAUCUGAGAGCGGGUACUUGUGUCGAAGGAUGCAUCCCAGAGAGAGGGAAUAGGGUGGCAUUUGGGGCACAGACAAAGUAACAGAGUAACCAUUAUUUACCUGUCUGUCUCUAGGCAGCUUGUACUGUAAUUCAUUAAUCAAUCAUACAAUACAUUGUGUUUUAUCGCUA
Molecule: messenger RNA, 5069 nt
Organism: Oncorhynchus nerka (sockeye salmon)
Lineage: Eukaryota; Metazoa; Chordata; Actinopteri; Salmoniformes; Salmonidae
Product: DNA-binding protein SATB2-like
Exons: 14
Coding region: 624-3413 (929 amino acids)
Biological process (GO): chromatin remodeling; regulation of transcription by RNA polymerase II
Molecular function (GO): DNA-binding transcription factor activity, RNA polymerase II-specific; RNA polymerase II cis-regulatory region sequence-specific DNA binding
Source: RefSeq, a predicted model, not a curated record